AGCCGGUAUAACCGCCGUUCGGCGUAACACACCAGCUGCGUACAGGCGUUGCAGAAACCAGAAGUCUUUGGGGUUUCUUUUCCGUCUCAUGUUAUUCGACAGAGGCAGCAGACACCCGUACUACGGAUUGCAGGAUUCAAAAAGCAAGAUCCAUUCACUUAUAAGCCCUAGCCACCUAAAGACGUGUUCUCGUCACGCCUUCUUUAAGUCAAAGACGUGCUCCAUCUUGAAUGUUUAAAUUGGGCUGCCUGAAGUACAUCGCACAGUGAACAAGAUGGUGCUCGGAACAGUGUUUGCGAUUCUUCUUUUCGCAAGAUCUGCGUCUCCCUUGACGGUCGCUCCAACGCUCGACUCUUCAACUGAUGGCUAUGAUGAUAACUGGGACUACGAAGAACCAGAUCCAUGUGACUAUAUUGAUGAACACGAGAUUCACAAGGCUUACGAAGAGGAAGAGGUGCAGAUGAGAUGCCCCCUAGCGGACUGCAUCUUUCCCAACAGCCCGUUCUCUUGGUACAAAGAUGGCAGAGAGUUCCCCUGGACGGACCCACCCUCAGAAAGGAUCACACUGAGAGGAGACCUACGCGAGACGUUGGAGAUAGACAGUGUACAGAUAGAUCCGGAUAACGGCACGUACCGAUGUGAGGGGGUGAACGGGACGGAGCGACUGGUCGGAUAUAUAUCACUCCACGUGAAACCGGCGAAGACCAAACACUCACCCAACAUCCAACAACCAUUUUGUUCCGAUCCGUGUGUGGAGUACCGCCGGCCGGGACAGAACGUCAACAUCACCUGCAGGGCGUACAUGGGCGUACAGCAGGUGAUCACACAGGUGUACUGGAUCACCAACGGCGCCUUUAUCAAAGAUACGGGCAGGAUUCACCACGAGGGACCGCAUAUCGAGAGGGAGGACAAGGAAAGGAAAGUGUACGUGACCAGGGCCCUGUUCAUCACCGACAUCCGGCCUGGAGAUUACAGGAAGUAUACCUGCGUGGCUAAGAACGAGUACGGUAACCACACAGUACCGGUCGAGCUGAGGGAGGGGGACGAUCCCAACGCUCCUCCCGUCUUCGGGGAUGAUGUGAGAGAGAAAAUGCAGCAGUACAGGAAUGGGGCGGCAGGGGGCGGUGCUGUGCUGAUAACGUUAUGUCUCCUGGCCAUGGUGUAUUACUGGAAGAAACUCGAGAUACGUCUAAUGAUUAAGGACAAGUUCAUGCCAUUUGAGGAAGGAGACACCAUAGAGUACACGUCUGGUGGUGACGAGGAUUACCUGUUCCACGAACAGGAGCUGCACGUCACACACUUCACCAUGGACGUCAAGCUUCAGGAGAACGCCAGGGUCCUGCUGUCCCAGGGGAAAGGACAUGAAGGUGUGACGUACGAAAUCAUCAUCGGCUCCGACAACAACACCAGGUCUGCUAUUCAACGGAAGACUGUCCGUGGCGCGCAGGUGUCAGACCAGAGAGAAGUCUCUGCCUCCACUCCUCACAUUCUGUCCAGCGAUGAAUGGAAAACCUUCUGGGUUAGCUUCAAGGAUGGACACAUCGAGGUUGGAAUUCCUGGGGAGGAUCCAUUCUUGAGGUGGGUGGAGGCAGGGCCUCUCAACAUCAAGUACCUGGGCUACAUGAACGGUUCCAGGGCAAAGGGCAAACUCAGGUUCUCUGACCUCGGUCAGAAGGAGUAUGAUGUCUUUAUCCUGUAUGACAUUGAGCAGCUUGGGUUUGUGAAAAACCUACUCCUGCCCUUCCUGGAGAAAACCUGUCGCUGUGUGGUCAGGAUCGAACAUCGUGACUUUAUUGGAGGGUCAGACAAAUAUGAGGACUAUGUUGAGUUCAUUGAGCGGUCUCGCCGAGUGCUGUUCGUGUUGUCUCCUAACUACGUGAAGAACCAGUGGAUGAAGUUUGCAUCGUGUGUCGCUCUGGACGAGAUGCUGCGGGAGAAGGCCAGAAUUGUUAUGAUUGAAUACCAGCCAAUCAAGGACCAGGAAGACUUUGAGACACUGAAGAUAUUCAAUGAGCAGGUUCAGAAGCUGAUGAAGGCCGUCACGUGCAUCAAGUGGUCAGAUGAGGCCGAGAACAGGACUGACCACCGGUUCUGGCGCGAGCUCCGUUACAACAUGCCCAAGAAGAGAGUCCUCAGCAGGCAGAGCUCAGCCUGGGAACUGCUUCGCCAGCGCUCCGUCGUGGCUGACAGUGUUGUCUCCAAUUCUAUCGUCCGCUUCGGGUUCCGCCGGCAGAGGUCCACCCUGUCUGACGGCGUUGCUGACUACAACAGACUAAGGUCCACGUUUUCUGAUGACAGCACAGUUAUUGCUGAGGAUGACUGUGAAGAGCUAUGUUUUGUUGAUGAGACGAGUCCGUGUAAUAACAGGAACAGCAGGUUGGAGAUGGAGACAGUUCUGUAGAUGAUAGUAUCUUCUACAGUUUUACUACUUCUAGUCUGUUGAUGUUAGACUGUUAUGCAUAUAGGUUUUGUAUUCUUACUUGGUAAUUACUUUGGCAUUGAUGACCUAUUUCAUAUUGUGCAAUGAUGUAAGAAUAUUGAUAUUCUAUCAUGAAUAUACAUGUAAUUAAAUAAUAUUUUGUUGCGUGUUGCGUUUGACUGUACAUUAGGUACCUCUGACAACAUGCUUGUAAAGGAAUUGUUUGUAUAUUUUGAGAUGGAAAUUGGUAUCAUGUUGGAUUGUAUAAAUUAUGCAAACUUACUUUGUAAACAUGCUGAGCCUCAUAACUACAUUGUGAUGAACCAUCAUACUGAAAUAGUAGAAGGAUAUAACAAUUAACUUUCCAUGUCAUUUGUGUUCAUUACUCAUAGGAUUUCAAACUACUUUCUGUAUUACUGUUUAGCAAAGAAAUGCAAUGGGUACAACAGAAAGGCUUAGUUGUACAAAUGUAUUUGGUGUAUCAUCCAUACAGGCAUGACAUUUAUUCAUACAGUAAUGAUGACUUCACAGUAGGUGGUAUCUUUAACUGUAACAAGUAUAUCCCUUUUCCAGCAGCAAAACGUUAUCAUAUGAUUGCAUAUAUACCUGAUUGUACAAUAACUUGAAUCUCUGAUUCUUGAGAUCUGACCUUCAACAAUGACUUAGUCUAUAAAUACUCAGAUAUUCUCUUAUAUGUAAUAACAAAUCCAUGUGCCAUAUCUUCAUGUGCACACCAAAAAAAAACGCUUUACAAUCUAGCAAAUUGACAAAACAAUACAUGAUAUGGUUGAAAAGUCAACUCCUUAUUACAUGACUUAAGCCCAACUUUGAAAUAAA
Messenger RNA from Branchiostoma belcheri (Belcher's lancelet), 3256 nucleotides. RefSeq lists its product as uncharacterized. Gene Ontology annotation, biological process: signal transduction. Bases 275 to 2401 code for a protein of 708 amino acids. Lineage: Eukaryota; Metazoa; Chordata; Leptocardii; Amphioxiformes; Branchiostomatidae. The record is from RefSeq and is a predicted model, not a curated record. The transcript has 12 exons.